AUGGUCUAUGGGGGCAAGCCGAGUACCGGAUGUUACCUGUGUCGCAAGCGGAAGAUAAAGUGCGAUGAAGCACAUCCAGAGUGCCGAAAUUGCAAAAUAUAUGGCCGACCAUGUCCAGGAUACCGGCCAGAUGCAGUUUUCCGCAAUGAGACUAGAAAGGUUGAGCGGCUGGUAAAAACUAACAAUGGGACCGCGAGCGCCAGUGGAAGCGGCAGCCAAACCAACACCCCAACUUCGGAUGCUUCGGCAUCAUCCGUUGUACAUCGCCGACGCAAAAGUCCUCAUCAAAGUGAUUCCGAUUCAUUGCUGACAUUAUAUUCGCCUGCUGAUGCCAGCUGGGAACAGCGGGCGUUGUGCUUUUUCUUCGACCAGUACACCAUCAAAGCGGAUGAAGAUGGCGGCCACUUGGACUAUCUUCCUCCGCUAUAUGCACGUGAGAUAGGACGGUCGAGCGGCGAAUCAACAUCUUCUUGUCUGAGGUGGGCGGUCGACGCCACGGCAUUGAUGACUUUAGCUAAUGCUAAGAAUGCACCUUCCCUCAUGAAUAAGGCACGGCAGGGCUACGGGAAGGCUUUGCGGGGCUUGCAGGAAGCAUUGGCAUCGCCCGCCCAUGCAGUCAGAGAUGAGACUUUUGCGUCGGUCGUCUUGCUUUCCUUAUAUGAAGACAUCUCGGGCGAACGAAAUGGAUUGUUCAGCUCGCAUACAGCGGGAUUUGAGUUUUUGAUGAAGCUCCGUGGUGAAGGGCAGAUGGAUCACCAGCGUGGUCGAGAUAUGUUUAAUUUUGCUUACACACAUACCUAUAUUGAAAUCCUCGCAUUGGGGGACAACCCCCGCUUCGACACCGAAUGGGUGGUCGGAAUGCUGGACAGUAAUAACCCCGUUGAUAGACUUAUGCUCUCUGCCUCCAAAUUAACUCGACUUUUCCUUGCCAUGCGCUCUUCACCAAAACCCCCAGAUGAGGCAACUGUUGAAUCAUGGAUCGCCGCAGGCCGUGAAUGCGAUGCCGAAAUUUCUCAGUGGCCCCAAAAUCUUCCCGACCGAUGGCUCCCCCUGGUCGUCUAUUCAGCACAGGGCGAGUCCCUUCUGACCUAUAACCGUAUUUCCAAUUCUGUGAUCUGGUACUAUUACCGCGCAGUGCGCGUGAUGCUGCAACAGCUUCUCCUUGGCUUGAACCGCACCCUUGCCACCAUCAAAGCGGUCAACAACCAAUUUCCCAACUCUUCUGCAGAUUGCCAGAAGACGGACUCAGAGCCCCUUGACGAGGCAAGCCUGCGAGCUGUCAUCCGUGAAAUGACAACAGAUACUUGCCGCAGUAUCCCUUUCUCCUUGGCAGAUGUCGACUCUCUUGGUCGCCCCAAUAAAUCAAACAGUUCGUUUCAGAUACGUGCUGCGCAAGCGUACGGUCUACUGUGGCCUCUUUGGUACGUGCUUUCCUGUGGUAUGCCAACUGAGGCACAAGUCGCGCAAAUCCGGACAGUGCUGUGGCGUAUAGGGUCUAAACUUGGCAUCAAAUUGGCGCUGGUUCUGGCUAAGGAGGCAGAGAGAAUUCGCGGUGAGCACGAAGACAUCCCGCCGCUGGAUAUGAAUCAGGAGCAACGGCUGUGA
This is a messenger RNA of Penicillium soppii, 1605 nucleotides long. Its product is annotated as putative C6 transcription factor. Bases 1 to 1605 code for a protein of 534 amino acids. The transcript is spliced from 3 exons. Gene Ontology annotation, molecular function: zinc ion binding; DNA-binding transcription factor activity, RNA polymerase II-specific. The record is from RefSeq and is a predicted model, not a curated record. Lineage: Eukaryota; Fungi; Ascomycota; Eurotiomycetes; Eurotiales; Aspergillaceae. Gene Ontology annotation, biological process: regulation of DNA-templated transcription.